Molecule: messenger RNA, 1224 nt
Organism: Penicillium odoratum
Lineage: Eukaryota; Fungi; Ascomycota; Eurotiomycetes; Eurotiales; Aspergillaceae
Product: EXS domain-containing protein
Exons: 5
Coding region: 1-1224 (407 amino acids)
Cellular component (GO): cytoplasm; membrane
Source: RefSeq, a predicted model, not a curated record
AUGGGUCCAGAUCAACAUGCGCAAUUGGAUGGCUUUGGGCUGGUCUUCCCCUUCCCUAUUCGCAUAGCGGCUGUCUUGGUUGCAGGUUUCUGGGGAUGGGCCCUUAACCUACACUACCUGUCCAAAGUUGACAUCGACGUCCCUCGUCUAAUCCAAUAUCCUUCCCAUGACCCCAAAGCCCAACCACCACAACGACCACACUACCUCGGAGCCUACCGCUUAGCCACCAUCUUCACUAUCCCUCUAACUCUCUGGCUCGUUGUCACCUGGGCCGCCACGCACAGCUCUCGAGAGUUGGUAGAACGCCUCGACUUCAUUCCGCUGUCGGUCUUUAUUAUCCUCCUUCUGAUCCUUAUCUGGCCUUUAAAUCGUGCCUCCCGCGCCGGCCGGAUCCGGUUUCUCCUGACAUUAAAGCGGGUCGCCAUCGGUGGUUUGUCGGAGCCCCAGAAUGGCAAGUUUGCUGACGUUCUGCUGGCGGAUGUCCUGACAAGCUAUGGUCGCAUUUUGGGUGAUCUCUAUGUCAGCUUCUGCAUGUUUUUCACCGACGGCAUUUCGGCCACCUCCAAGCCGAACCGUGCUUGUGGCAAGGAUUUCAUUGUCCCAAUCAUUAUCGCGGUCCCGAGUGUCAUUCGACUACGCCAGUGUCUAACAGAAUACGUGCGGGCUCGGCGAACAGCGAAUGCGGAUCCCAGCCACGGCAACCAACACCUGGCUAACGCACUGAAGUAUGCGUCCGCAUUCCCGGUCAUCUGGCUGGCCGCAAAGAUGCGAAACUACAACCCGCUGGACUUUCACGGAUUCAGCGAGAUGACCAUUAUGCGUCUUCUUUUCCUCUUCUCAUUCAUCAACUCGAGCUAUUCAUUCUGGUGGGACGUCGUAAAGGAUUGGGAUAUGACUCUGUUCUCCCCUCAACGCCGCGACAGCCGUUAUCCGUUCGGACUGCGCAAACACCGCUACUUUAGCUCCGACCGGUUGUACCACUACGUCAUCAUCGCAGACUUUCUCCUCCGUUUCUCGUGGCUUUGGCGCGUGCUGCCGGGACUCGCGUGGCUCCCGGAAACCGAAAGCGGUCUGUUCAUACUCAUGGUUGGCGAAGUGGCUCGACGUUGGAUGUGGGUGUUUUUCCGAAUUGAAGCCGAAGCGAUUCGAAACGAUCACGGAUCUGGUUCUCACGACCUUCACCUCCCUAAAUACAACGGGAACGGCAAAAUAACAUCGGAUUGA